This is a messenger RNA of Cladophialophora bantiana CBS 173.52, 2166 nucleotides long. RefSeq lists its product as uncharacterized. NCBI's taxonomy places the organism in Eukaryota, Fungi, Ascomycota, Eurotiomycetes, Chaetothyriales, Herpotrichiellaceae. The record is from RefSeq and is a predicted model, not a curated record. The transcript has a single exon. The coding region runs from base 1 to 2166 and encodes 721 amino acids.
AUGUUUUCUGGCUCCUUCAUCUACGGUUGUCUUUUGAUUGGUAAAGCCUGGGGACUCCCAAUCGGUGGCGCCGUCGAUUCAAGUUACGACGCGUGGGCCACCGCCCUUUCUGAUGUUGGGCCUCUGAUUCUCCUCAUCGGCGAACGAAGUACCAAACAAUUGUUGCGAGAUGUUAGGGGCAUCAGUGGAGCCUUCAGCCUUGCGGCCGCUCCCCUGGGACUCGUUUCCAUCGUCACCAGUCUCUUCCGAAUGUCGGGCUCUCAUCGAAUUCGCUCCUUCCUGGGAUACGAGCAGGAAUCUCGGAGUGUUGCCGCCUUGGAAAUGUCUCGUGUUAAUUGUAACGGCGUGCAUCCAGAACUGGUCGACGGCUACCUGGUGCGAACAACUACUGCCACAUCAGCUUUUCACGCUCGAGCGGUGGGGGUAUCAGUGUUGCGAUCCACUGUCUCAGAAGACACCGUCAGAGACGUCACAGACCAACUCCACUCCUGCCAUGCUUACGAAGUUGCAAAGAUUCGGCUGCAGGUUCCUGCAACAGACGCUAAGUUGAGAUGGUGCUCGCAAAUCCUAGUUACUGAUCAGGAAAAGGAUGGCAUCAAGGACCAGUUGCUGGAAAUACUGGCGGCCGCACUGCAGGUCAAUCUACUCAACCAAAAGUCAGAGACUCUGAGGGACCACCUCCAACACACACUGAAUUUGCCAGCUGCGAAUAUAUCAGGACAACCAAGCAAAAAUGCAGCAAGUGUUGCGGUUUCCGUCAGCGGAGCAGGAAAGAUCUCCUUCGUCAUCACCUUUGAUGCGGUUUCUGAGUACUGCACGGCCAACGUCACAUCGCGAAAGAUAUCGUUUCUUAUCGGGUUGAGCUCGACGUUGACCAUUCUGGCCUUGUAUAUGAUUGAGUUGGGCUUCAGCCUGGCGUGGCGGCUUUCAACUGGCUGGAUCCUAACGAUUAUAGGAUAUAUCGGAAUCGUCACCUUCGUCACUCUGGCUGCUCAAAAUAUUCACCAUUCUAGCCAUUCGAUUCCGCUUCGACCAAGAAGUGCGCCUCUGUCGCAGACGUGGAAGGAUGGGCUUGUGAUAGCUGCGCAGUCUGACAGCAGGCUGGGAGCAGACUUCCUUUCUGCUGUCAAUGGUGGGAGACAGGCAUUCGAAGCGGUUUGGCUGAAGCCUCUAACCAGCUGGGCAUGCAUCAAGGCUGAUGCGAUUGGGAUUUGCCUGACGUUGAGCUUCUUGUGUCAUUACCUCGGACUUCGUUCGUCUAGCUGGUGGCUCGGUGUGUGCGAGCUUGUUAUUUGUAUCUCUGCCGCUUUCGCUCGUAGUCUUACUAAAAGCAGACCGGUGGAAUUCCGUCCGGGAGCAGGACAAGAUCCUGAAGCAAGAGUGGACUGGAGGUGUUGCAGCACUGGUCUGAUCACCAUUCAAAAUGCGACAGAAGUAGACACUCGAUCCCAACCCGUUCCCAGUGGUCUCGACUUGCGGGUAUAUUCGCCAGACAUGAGUGUAUCAACUCCGGUCACUGCUGAGAGCAUUUCCUGGCAUACAGCGGCGCUGUGCUUAAAGGAUCAGCAUCUAGUGUGGUGGAUCUUGAAGAUGACCGGAAUGAGACUAUGGGUCGGGAGAAGCGGGCAAAGCAGUGCUUCCCGUGCUGUCGUGAUAUAUUUCACGUCGGGCAUCCUGGUACAGGAAGGCCUGGUAUCGACCGACGUGGGCAUGUGCGUUGCAUUCUCCUGCACAACGAACAGCCUCGCCGCUCCCACAGCGUGGCUCGCUCGCGCGAUCAUGAGACAACCGAGAUGGAGAGUUGAUCGCAAAGCCUUCACUUCGAUCAAUCAAACGAUUGGCAAUGUCCACGUCCCUUCGUUGAGCUCGACCAUGACAUGGUGGUCGAUGAGUGAGCUGAGAAACGGACCCGAGGAGAACCAAGAGAACCUGCAGUGGGCAUUUCUCUUUCUCAACACGGCUUACUUCGCUCUCUUGCAAUCGGAGUUUGGAACCAGGGUUCCUGACACGGACCGGUCGAUCAUCAACUCACUGCAUAGACUGCAUGAGGGCACGAACCCAGGCUGUGAGACUGCCGCAGAGGCCCUUUUUGAGAGGAUCAAGAGUGAGCAAGGGGCCAUCAUGUCUGGGGUUGCUGCUGCCAGCCAUCAGCAUCUAAAUCUGUAA